AUGGCCACUGCCACUCAAACUGCUCUCUUCGGACCUGACCUCUACCCUCCUAUUGAGAAGGUAUCCGGUCAGCUCUCUGAAGACAUGAAGAUCGAAUUUCUGGCUUGGACCCGGGAUUUGAAGGACCUUCCUGAUCCCGAGCUCCUCGCUACGGCAGCUCCCAGCCGUCUGGCCUUUCUGCCUCGUGGUGAAUACCUCCUUCGUUGCUUCCGAGAAUCUUUCCCCGAUGUCCCAGACACCCCCUUCUGGCACGCCGUGGCAGAGCAAGUCUACGGCUUCACCUGGUGUCUGUCAGACAACACCAAGCUCUGCCACGAAUGCGUGCACGGGAGCUGCACCGCCGGCGUGCUGGCCUGCUUCCCAGACUACCUCCACUUCUUGGGCGAGCUCCCCGUGGUGCUGGACAUCUGCACGCAGCGCGUCAGCGAAUACAUUGAGCACGUCCACCGAGACCACGGACCCGGCCCGCACCGCAAGAUCAUGGACGCCUGGCUGAUGUGCGUGCAAUCCGUAUAUCUGGACGUGUUGCAUCCCAAAGCGACAGAGUUGAAGUUCCCCGACGACGAGCGGCGGAGCAUCAGCUACCGGCUGAUCAACUCGGCGGGCCGUGCAUUAGCCCUGCAUGCGCAGCUGGAACAGCCGCUGAUCGGCACGGACGAGGAAGUGGAUGCCGUUUCGUUUGCGUCCACUGUGAUGCAUGAUAUCUGUGACUAUCGGCAUGAUAAUAUGGCCAAGGAGUAUUACAAUCUGUUGACGAUUGUCAGUGUGCACCAGGAAGUGCCUGGCACGGCCAUGGUGCGACGAUUCUGCAUUGAUGUGUGGGCGUGGGCGCUGGACAACGGCGCCCUGUGGGCCAUUCAUCUGGCAGGCCGCGAAUUGGCCUGGCAGAUCUACAUGGCGCGGUAUCAGACCGGGUUGUUGCUGGACAAGUUGAUGCCUCCUUGCAGUCCGGGGUCUGAUGUGGACCCGUACGGCGAUGCGGUGCUGAAUGCCAUGAACCCGAUGCUGAAGGCAGUGGGACGCAGCGACCAGCUAGGGAACUAUUCGUUGCGAGACCGGUGCCAGAACCCGCAACGCUACGAUGAACUGCUCCAGCACUGUGUCCUACAUUUCAAGGAGUGUUCGAGAUGCCGGGGCUACGAUGCGAUGACCUGGCAGGAGCGGGUGCCGGCCAUCGGAAAGGCGUAUGAGAAGAAGUAUACGGACUGCAGCUGCAUGAACAUCAUCAGUGCGUAUAUGAUCCUCACCUCGCCCGAUCGGCUGUGGUGGUUGGCGGAUCCAACUGCUGAGUAUACUGGACCUCAGGAGAAAUGGUCGGCGCUGUUGUGCUAGACGUCUGAUUAGGCUGUAGCAAUUGUCAGCCGAGACAAGCCUAUUCACGCAAGAAUGCCUUGUGAUCGUGUUUUUUUGUUGCUAGCUUCUUUGUCUGAACUGAUCCAGAAUGGAAGUAAUGAGUUCUCAGUAGUUGAAUUUGAAAUCAAUCCGCUUAUGCGAUGAUGUUGUGAUCUUGAUUGUAGCCCCGUCGGUGGUUGGAAUAGUAGUAAAGUCCAAUUACAACUAUUCUGCUGUCUGCACCAUCUUGUCCACAGUGACAAUAGUGAUAGGGUUCUGAAUGUCUUCUCGACGGUUCACAAAAGCCAUCAGUCGCUCCUACAUAUUCCAAGCUUAGCAUCCAUGGGACACGAUUAUUCUUCACUUCUUAAGACAUG
This is a messenger RNA of Aspergillus costaricaensis CBS 115574, 1709 nucleotides long. RefSeq lists its product as uncharacterized. The transcript is spliced from 2 exons. The coding region runs from base 1 to 1332 and encodes 443 amino acids. Lineage: Eukaryota; Fungi; Ascomycota; Eurotiomycetes; Eurotiales; Aspergillaceae. The record is from RefSeq and is a predicted model, not a curated record.